Molecule: messenger RNA, 4079 nt
Organism: Hevea brasiliensis (rubber tree)
Lineage: Eukaryota; Viridiplantae; Streptophyta; Magnoliopsida; Malpighiales; Euphorbiaceae
Product: protein SMAX1-LIKE 6
Exons: 3
Coding region: 340-3666 (1108 amino acids)
Molecular function (GO): ATP binding; ATP hydrolysis activity
Source: RefSeq, a predicted model, not a curated record
UCUCUCCAAACAAAUUACUACAUCACAGUCACAGAGGCACAAACCAUACACCUUUCUCUUUGGUGAUGAGCAAGAGAAUCUAUGCUUGCUCACCAAGUGUUUGUUCCAUGGCCAAUGACAGGGUCCCGCACAAAACAAAACAAACGCAUACAAAAACAAUUCCUUUCCUCUUUUUCUCUCAAUAAAUAAUUCUAAAAGUUGUUUGAAGUAAACACUCUGUGGAAUUUUUUAUUACCUUUUAACGCCUCCGCCAAACAUACACUAGCUAACUCCUUCCUUCCCGUAGAGACAUCUCUUUUUUUUUUUUACUUAUAAAAUUACUAUUUAUGCUCGCCGGCGAUGCCCACGCCGGUCAGCUUAGCCAGGCAAUGCUUAACGGACGAGGCUGCGCGUGCUCUCGACGAUGCUGUUGCUGUCGCCCGUCGCCGGAGUCACACCCAGACUACUUCUCUCCAUUUGGUCUCUGCUUUGCUCGCUUUGCCGUCUUCUAUACUGCGCGACGCUUGUGCACGCGCCAGAAAUAGUCCUUGUUCUUCGCGCCUACAGUUUCGCGCGCUUGAGCUUUGUGUUGGGGUCUCUCUCGAUCGCUUGCCAUCGUCGAAAACCCUAGACGAACCUCCAAUAUCGAAUUCACUUAUGGCGGCAAUCAAAAGGUCGCAGGCUAAUCAACGGAGGCACCCUGAUAACUUCCACUUGCAGCAAAUACACUGUAACCAGCAACCAGCGUCGGUUUUGAAGGUCGAGCCUAAGCAUUUUAUUUUAUCCAUUUUGGAUGAUCCGAUUGUGAGUCGGGUGUUUGGCGACGCCGGGUUUCGGAGUUGCGAUAUUAAGUUAGCCAUUAUCCACCCGCCGGUGAUGCAGGCUUCGAAAUUCUCGCGUACCAGGUGCCCGCCGAUUUUCCUUUGUAAUUUGACUGGUUUGGACCCCGGUCGACCCGGUUUGAGCUUCCCGUUUAGUGGGCCCCAGGAUGGGGAAGAGAACUGUAGGAGAAUUGGUGAGGCUUUAGUGAAAAGAAAUGGGAAAGGGAAAAACCUGUUGCUUCUUGGUGCUUGUGCUGGUGACGCUUUAAAUAGAUUUAUCGAAUGUGUAAAUACAGAUGGAGGAGGAAUUUUGCCCAGCGAGAUUGCUGGAUUAAGCGUAAUAUCUAUUGAAAAUGAGAUUAUUGAGUUCGUUAGCGGAGGGAACGAUAGAGAGAAGAUGGGUUUCAAGUUUGAGGAGUUAAGGCAAAAACUGGAGCAGUGUUCGGGCCCGGGUAUGGUGUUGAGUGUUGGAGAACUGAGGGCUUUGGUCGACGAGAACGUGUCCAGUGAUGCUUUGAGUUAUUUGGUUUCGAAGUUGACGGGUUUAUUGGAGGGUUUUAGAGACAAGUUGUGGUUGAUGGGAGCUGCAGCAAUAUAUGAAACAUAUUCCAAAAUUUUGGGGCAGUUUCCAGCUAUAGAAAGGGAUUGGGAUCUUCAUCUUCUACCCAUCACUUCUUCUAAAAGCCCUAUUGAUUGUUUUGGCUCCAAAUCUAGCUUGAUGGGGUCUUUUGUUCCAUUUGGUGGUUUCUUCUCUACACCAUCUGAUCUCAAAUAUCCAUUGCGCAACGUAAACCAGUCCAUCACACGAUGUCACCUUUGCACUGCAAAGUAUGAGCAAGAAGUUGCUGCACUGCUGAAGAUGGGAUCUACAGUUUCAGUUGCAGAUCAAUACUCAGAGAACUUACCUUCUUGGUUACAGAUGGCUCAACUUGACAAAGGCAAGGGAUUGGAUGCAGCUAAGACCAAAAAUGAUGGAACAACAUUGAAUACUAGAAUUUUGGGGCUGCAAAAGAAAUGGAAUGAUAUUUGCCAACGACUUCAUCAUGCUCAGCCUUUCUCCAAAUUUGAUAUUCCCCAAGACAGGUCCCAGGCAUCAAUCGCAGAGGGCUUUCAAUAUGUUGCAGAUAGGAAGGAAAGCAGCAGCAGUAGCUGCAGCAGAGAUUCAUCACUUAAUGAGAAUCCAUGUGCAAAUCUAAGCCUUGGUGUUCUUGUGGACUUGCAAAAUGUUUUUCCAAAAAAACAUAGCAUCCCAAUAACGGUAGCUUCUGAAGCUGAGAAUGUUAAUUACCAAUCUAAGCUACUCAAAGAAGCAUCUAAAAGUCAGCAAAAAGAGAAAGAUAGUCCUUGGUUUACCCAUUUCACUUUGCCCCAUAUGAGUCUGCCUGCUGACCACACAUCAUCUUCAUCUGUUACUUCUGUGACCACAGAUUUGGGGUUAGGAAUACUUUAUGCAUCGAGUUCCCAGGAGACGAAUACUCCAAAAUUGUGUGAUCGUGGAGAACAUUUUCAACAAUUCUCAGGUUUUAAUACUUUUGAAUUUGGAGUUGGUGAGAGUACUUCACGUCAGAUCUUACAAUCUUCAUGUUCUAAUCCUUCUUCAGGAGGUCAUUUUGAUUCAAGGGAUUACAAGUCAAUCAGGAAAGCUCUUAUUGAAAAAGUUGGGUGGCAAGAGGAUGCCAUAUGUUCUAUUAGUCAAGCCAUAACUCGUUGCAAAGCAGGAUAUGGAAGACGCCGGGGCUCAACUGCGAGAGGAGAUAUUUGGCUUAGUUUCAUUGGACCUGACAAAGUUGGAAAGAAAAGAAUUGCUUCCACGCUUGCUGAGAUAAUUUUUGGUAGCCAAGAAAACCUAGUCUCCGUUGAUUUGAGCUUCCAUGGUGGGGUUAGGCCGUCAAACUCUGUCUUUGAAUGCCAAGAGUUUAAUGACUACGAUGUGAAAUUUAGGGGGAAGACAAUUGUUGAUUAUAUUGCAAUGGAGCUGAGCAAGAAGCCCCAUUCUGUCGUAUUCCUUGAAAACGUAGAGAAGGCCGAUUGUCUGGCGCAGACUAGCUUGUCCCAGGCUGUGAGAACAGGUAAAUUUCCAGAUUCACAUGGGAGAGAAAUCAGCAUCAACAAUAUGAUUUUUGUGACAACAUCAACAAUUGCAAUGGGUAAUAUAAAGUUUCAGCCACAGAAGGAACCUAUUAAGUUAUCUGAAGAAAACAUUCUUCGAGCCAAAAGCUGGCAAAUGCGAAUGUUAACUGAACCUGUUGCUGAGUGUGCCAGCUUAAGCAGUGAAAUGAAUGUGAAGAUUUCAAGAAAAGUAACCUCCAGUGCGUCAUUUGAGAAUAAAAGAAAACUGGAUGGAAUCACCAAAUCUGCAGAAGAGGAAUUCAGUUACGAGGCUAAGAAACGGGCACAUAAAGUGUUGGGAUCCUCUCUGGAUUUGAAUCUCCCUGUGGAGGAGACUGAAGACAACACCAAUUCUGGUAGUUGUGACAGUGAUUCCAUCUCUGAAAACUCAACUUGGUUGGAAAAUUUCAUUGAACAAGUGGAUGAAAAGGUAUUAUUCAAGUCAUUUGAUUUUGAUGCUCUUUGUGAGAAAAUAGGGAGGAAAAUCAGUGUACAAGUUCAGAGGGCAUUUGGAUCUGAGAUUUUACUGGAGAUUGAUGAUGAAGUCAUGAUGCAAAUAACUGCAGCUUCUUGGUUAUGCACCAGAAGCAGAGCAAUGGAGGACUGGAUCGAAAGCGUCCUCGGUAGGGGCUGCAGUGAAGCCCGGCAGAAGUACCACAGUAAUGCUCAGUAUGUUGUAAAACUAGUUUCUUGUAAAGGCCUUUUGGUGGAUGAGCGAGCUCCUGGAAUAUGUCUACCUUCCAGAAUUAAUCUGUAAACUGAUUUUUCUUGCUUACCAAUGUUUCUUGUAAAAUAUAUGUAUAAUGUAGCAUUUAGCAUAUAGCUUCAGCACAUGAAAUGCGUUUUUUGGUUAAUUAAAGCCAUAAAGUUUUAGGGUAUUUGUUGUCCUGUUGUAUUGAAUGUAAGUAUCUAAAAAAAAGGGAAAAAAAAGUGGGAAGAAUCUAUAAUUUUUUUCUAAUUGGGCAAGUUCUAGGGUCCUUCAGUCUCUGCUUUGCCAUGAAAAUGGACACUGCAAGUUUUGAGGCUGAAUGAGAAGUCUCUGUUGUUGGUCAGAAGUGGAAAGGAGAUUGUGAAGUUUGCUUUUGUUGUGCACUUUGGAAGCGUGUAAACCAAUCUCAUUCAUUAAUUGAAGAGAUGAUUCUUUAUGCUAUCAUUGAACGUAUUCCUCAA